Messenger RNA from Strongylus vulgaris, 473 nucleotides. The record is from the annotation of a GenBank genome assembly. NCBI's taxonomy places the organism in Eukaryota, Metazoa, Nematoda, Chromadorea, Rhabditida, Strongylidae.
AUGUCCGAAAUCGCAGAACGUUAUGUGGAGCAAAUUCAAACGACGGCUGAGACGUUAAGGAGACGUAUUGUUGCUUACUACGACGGAGUCUUCUUUCUCGGUAGCAAAAUCGUAACGGCAGCUGAUCGAGCUCGCGAUAUAGCUGAACCUGUAGCCUACGAUGUUAAAGAUUAUGUCGUGAAUGCCAGUAAUCAAAACGAGCCAGUAUCAGAAAUGGAAAAGGAUACAAAAAAUAAUGUAGUGGAACUAUAUUUAGGGGUAUCGGUAAGUGAGGAAAAGUGUAUGCCUCUUUCGAGCUUACUAACCAUGUUAUGCCUAGGUUCUAAUGCUUGGAAUUUCAUCCGGAGAACUCGCUGGAGCGUUUGUAUUUCCAGGCUUGCUAGAAAGAAUUUUCGAUCCUUUUAUGGAAUUUAUUACACUGGUUCUCGUGCCAACCUAUGUAUACCUGAAUAUCAGAAAAAAUGCCGGUAGGC